This is a messenger RNA of Micropterus dolomieu (smallmouth bass), 3514 nucleotides long. RefSeq names its product F-box protein 11a (gene fbxo11a). The record is from RefSeq and is a predicted model, not a curated record. The coding region runs from base 343 to 2985 and encodes 880 amino acids. The transcript is spliced from 22 exons. Lineage: Eukaryota; Metazoa; Chordata; Actinopteri; Centrarchiformes; Centrarchidae. Gene Ontology annotation, molecular function: protein binding; zinc ion binding. Gene Ontology annotation, biological process: protein ubiquitination; regulation of apoptotic process; ubiquitin-dependent protein catabolic process.
AUCUCGAAAGUAAUGAAGCAGUGAAACAAUCACUGCUAAGCACACCGCCGUGUACGGGGAAGGCGACGUGACAUGACGGCGAGAGGUCCUCCCAUGUGAUGUGACUGAGCCUGACGGACUGUGCCUGUGUCUGCUAUGGCUCCUCCUGCUUCAGUGGAACUGGGCAAGACGUAACACCAGUGCAGGGGAACGUGAAUAUCACACAGCGAUACGUUUUUCGGGAGCCACGGCUAAAGAUGGCAGAUCGUGCAAUGCUGAAGAAAAAGACAUAGACGAUGAGCUUGGAGUCGCCUCUUCUGGUGUGAAGGCUUCGACAUUUCUUCAAGAUUAACAACACCCCAAAUGAACUCCGUCAGAGCAAGUAACGUUAGCAGAAGACCUAGGCGAGUCUCGAGGCCGCGCCCGGUGCAGCCGGAGAGGAACCACCAGGAAAGAGAUGAGGACGUUCCUGCAGAUAUGGUCGCAGAAGAAUCCGGUCCAGGAGCUCAGAACAGUCCCUACCAGCUUAGAAGAAAGUCUCUACCCAAGAGAACAGUGUGUCCGACAAAGACAAACAUGGAGGGUGCUUCCACUUCAACCACAGAAAACUUUGGACACCGACCUAAGCGCCCCAGAGUUUCAGGAAAGUGUCAAGAUUUACCAGCAGCUCCAGCAGAACAGUAUUUGCAGGAGAAGCUUCCAGACGAGGUGGUGCUAAAGAUCUUCUCGUACUUGUUGGAGCAGGACUUGUGCCGUGCAGCAUGCGUGUGCAAGCGCUUUAGUGAGCUGGCCAAUGACCCCAUCCUCUGGAAGAGGCUGUACAUGGAAGUUUUUGAAUACACACGACCCAUGAUGCACCCCGAGGCAGGGAAGUUCUACCAGAUAAACCCAGAUGAAUACGAGCAGCCAAACCCGUGGAAGGAAAGUUUUCAGCAGCUGUAUAAAGGAGCACAUGUUAAGCCAGGCUUUGCAGAACACUUCUACAGUAAUCCUGCCAGAUACAAAGGGAGAGAUAACAUGUUUUACUAUGACACCAUUGAGGAUGCCCUCGGAGGGGGCCAGGAGCCUCACUUUGACGGCCUGAUAUUCGUCCACUCCGGUAUUUACACAGAUGAAUGGAUCUACAUCGAGUCGCCUAUCACAAUGAUCGGAGCUGCUCCUGGAAAAGUAGCAGAGAAGGUAAUCAUUGAGAAUACCAGAGACUCUACGUUUGUAUUCAUGGAAGGCUCAGAAGACGCUUAUGUUGGAUACAUGACCAUUAGGUUUAAUCCUGAUGAUAAAUCCGCCCAGCACCACAAUGCGCACCACUGCUUGGAGAUCACAGUCAACUGCAGCCCCAUCAUAGACCACUGCAUCAUACGCAGCACAUGUACAGUGGGGUCAGCUGUCUGUGUCAGCGGCCAGGGCGCUUGUCCCACAAUCAAGCACUGCAACAUUAGUGACUGUGAAAAUGUCGGCCUUUACAUCACUGACCAUGCACAGGGAAUAUACGAAGACAAUGAGAUCUCAAACAAUGCUCUGGCUGGGAUCUGGGUGAAAAACCAUGGCAACCCAAUCAUCAGACGUAAUCACAUCCACCAUGGCAGAGACGUGGGUGUCUUUACAUUUGACCACGGCAUGGGUUACUUUGAGAGCUGUAACAUCCAUAGGAACCGCAUAGCCGGCUUUGAGGUGAAGGCGUACGCAAAUCCAACAGUGGUUCGUUGUGAGAUCCAUCACGGUCAGACGGGGGGCAUCUACGUGCACGAAAAGGGCCGCGGCCAGUUCAUCGAAAACAAGAUCUAUGCAAAUAACUUUGCAGGGGUGUGGAUCACCUCCAACAGUGACCCCACAAUAAGGGGCAAUGCAAUUUUUAAUGGGAACCAAGGUGGCGUUUAUAUUUUUGGUGACGGCCGAGGCCUCAUUGAAGGAAACGACAUCUAUGGUAACGCCCUGGCAGGAAUCCAGAUCAGGACAAACAGCUGCCCUAUUGUUAGACACAACAAAAUCCACGAUGGCCAGCAUGGCGGCAUAUAUGUGCAUGAAAAGGGACAAGGCGUCAUAGAGGAGAACGAGGUGUACAGCAACACGCUGGCAGGAGUGUGGGUGACAACAGGCAGUACGCCAGUACUGAGGAGGAACAGGAUACACAGCGGGAAGCAGGUUGGGGUCUACUUCUAUGACAAUGGCCACGGUGUGCUGGAAGACAAUGAUAUCUACAAUCACAUGUACUCUGGAGUUCAAAUUAGGACUGGCAGCAAUCCCAAGAUUAGGCGAAACAAGAUCUGGGGAGGCCAGAAUGGAGGCAUUUUGGUUUACAACUCAGGCUUAGGCUUUAUCGAGGACAAUGAGAUCUUUGACAAUGCCAUGGCAGGAGUGUGGAUCAAGACGGACAGCAACCCCACUCUUCGGAGGAAUAAGAUCCAUGACGGGAGAGACGGCGGCAUCUGUAUAUUCAACGGAGGAAGAGGUCUGUUAGAGGAAAAUGACAUCUUCAGAAAUGCCCAAGCAGGAGUCCUCAUUAGCACCAACAGCCACCCUGUGCUGCGGAAGAACAGGAUAUUUGACGGCUUCGCUGCAGGUAUUGAGAUAACCAAUCAUGCCACAGCGACCCUAGAGGGCAAUCAGAUCUUCAACAAUCGCUUUGGGGGACUGUUUCUUGCGUCUGGUGUCAACGUUACAAUGAAAGAUAACAAAAUCAUGAACAAUCAAGAUGCCAUUGAAAAGGCUGUGAGCAGAGGUCAGUGCCUGUACAAGAUUUCAAGUUACACCAGCUACCCAAUGCACGAUUUUUACAGGUGUCACACCUGUAACACAACAGACCGCAACGCCAUCUGUGUGAACUGCAUCAAGAAGUGUCACCAAGGACAUGAUGUGGAGUUCAUCAGACACGAUAGAUUUUUCUGUGACUGUGGUGCAGGGACGCUGUCAAAUCCUUGCACGUUAGCUGGAGAGCCGACUCACGACACAGACACACUGUAUGACUCGGCUCCUCCUAUAGAGUCCAAUACACUGCAGCACAACUGAGCUUGAGACCCGCGGUCCUUUCGGGCUCGACCAGUAAUGGACAAAAGACACUUUAAGUUGUGCAGUGGAGGAAGUCCAAACUAAAAUACAGAUUCACUUUGACAGAACAUAUACAGUGACUUUAAAAAAUUACAAAAAAGACUUGGACAUGUAUAUGUGAAAAGGAAACAUUUAGAAGAGAAAAAAAAAGUCUGAUUAUGGAUGCCUCGCUUUUUUCUUUUUCUUCAAUUAUUUGACACAAAAAAAGAUGCCAGUGGGAGAGAGCAGAAGAGCAGCUGACUCAGGGUUUGUUUGGUCAAGUAAGCGAGAUUUGUGAGAGAUGGACGAAAUAUCCGCCGAGGCUUGCCAGCUUUCACGACGUGAAGGAACGAGAUACCCCAGUCAUGUACAGAUCCAUCGGACAGCUGCUCAAGCCAGAAGAGGCACGACCUUUCUUAUGAGGCAAAGGCCCCAAAUACAACAAUGCUUCCAUCAUUGGGCAACAGACGUGCUCGUAUGAUACGUACGGGAAAAACGACCUAGCACUUCA